Messenger RNA from Paraglomus brasilianum, 717 nucleotides. NCBI's taxonomy places the organism in Eukaryota, Fungi, Glomeromycota, Glomeromycetes, Paraglomerales, Paraglomeraceae. The record is from the annotation of a GenBank genome assembly.
AUGAAGACUACAUACUGGCGCCCCUUCGCAAUCCUGUUCCUCUUCCUUCUUACAUUCCACCUGUCUUUCUCUGCUUUGGUAGACAUCGACUUGCUGGCACCAGUGAUAAUUGGAGGAGGAAUACAAAUUCAAUACUCUGUAUACAGAGAGCUUGGUUAUACUUAUGAAAUCACAAACCUCACAAUACUCCUCAAGCCACUUUCUGGAUCCUCCACUCCUUAUACGAUCGCAAGCACGGCUCCACUCUAUAGCCUGUCCAAUACCAAUAUGACAAAUACAGUCAAUUACACACUUCCGCCCGAAUCGUUUGGUAAUUCAUACAACAUUGAAUUCAUUGAGCUAUAUCGAACGCUAGCAACCGGAGUGAUGAGUACUGCGACUGUAGAUGUGCGAAUAGAUAUUCCGAGCAAAACGCAGCCAAAAACGAGUAUAAAUUCGAAUGGGGAGACAAUUGUUGUAUCGACUCUCAUACCUGCGUCAACGACAGUAUUUACUACUACCGCAGAUGGACAAACUCAGGUUUACACGUCUACGGUGCCGGCGAGUGUGAUGACAGUUACUGUUGGGGCCCCCAUAACGAAAAGCACUGGUCAACCUAAACCUACAAAUAGCGGAGGAUGCAGGGUUCGGGAAGGCAAGACAUUGAUAUGGACGAUGAUGAGUGUUUGGUUAGGAUAUUGGGUGACAAGAUGUUUAUAUAGCAGGCUUUCUAUUUAA